Molecule: messenger RNA, 2601 nt
Organism: Myotis brandtii (Brandt's bat)
Lineage: Eukaryota; Metazoa; Chordata; Mammalia; Chiroptera; Vespertilionidae
Product: GTPase IMAP family member 7
Exons: 2
Coding region: 115-978 (287 amino acids)
Molecular function (GO): GTP binding
Source: RefSeq, a predicted model, not a curated record
GUUAAAACAAAAGCACAAGCUGGAAGAGUGUCUUUGGAGAAAAUUUGAGAACUCAUCAACUGGUUGAAAAGAAGGUCUUGUUGGUACCCGCACCUCAGAGCCUCUUGAAAGAACAUGACUGGCCUUCCAGACAACACUCUGAGGAUUGUUCUGGUGGGGAAAACUGGAUGUGGGAAAAGUGCAACAGCAAACACCAUCCUUGGGAGAAGAGAAUUUAAUUCUAAAAUUGCUCCCCACGCUGUUACCAAGAAAUGUCAGAAAGGAGAGAGACAUUGGAAGGGGAGGAAACUUCUUGUUGUGGACACCCCAGGUCUCUUUGACGCCAAGGAGAAACUACAGACCACCUGUGAUGAAAUCCACAGGUGUGUCCUCCUCUCCUGCCCUGGUCCUCAAGCCAUCAUCCUGGUACUACAGCUGGGCCCCAACACGGAGGAGGAGCAGAGAACAGUUGCAUUGAUCAAGGCCAUCUUUGGGGUGGCGGCCAUGAAGCACAUGAUCAUGUUGUUCACUCACAAAGAUGAUUUGGGUGAUCAGACACUGAGUGACUUUUUAGAUGAAUCAGAUGUGAACCUACAAAACAUCAUCAAGGAGUGUGGGUCCCGCUGCUGUGCCUUCAAUAACAACCAGAAUGCAGAUGAGGCUGAGAAGGAAGCUCAACUGCAGGAGCUGGUGGAGCUGAUAGAGGAAAUGGUGUGGAAGAACGGAGGGGCUCACUUUUCUGAUGACAUAUACAAGGACACAGAUGAAAAGCUGCAACAUCAGUCAGGAGCCUUGGAGAAAAUCUAUGCUGAGAAAUUGUAUAAGGAAAUUAAACUAACAGAAGAGCAAUGUGAUCAGAGAAAAAUAUCACAGGAAGAAAAAGAGGAGAAAAUAAAAGUCCUAACAAUGAAGUAUGAAGAACGAAUUAAAGAUAUAAGAGGACAAGCUGAAAGGAAUAUAUUUGCAGAUAUUGCACAAAGGAUUAGGAAUAUGUUUUAAAAUCAAUGGCAAAGCUUUUUCAAAUAGUGUAAAUUUUCUUUUUUCUUUUUAAUUUGCCAUGAUUUGUUAAUGUGGUAGAUUGUAUUUUCAAAAAAUGGUUACAACAGUAUCUUCUAUCCCGCCUAUUCUUCUUAUAAUCUGAGCUUGCUUUUCCUUUUGUUGAGUUAUAUGGGUCUGUGCCACAGCCUUGCAAUUCCAUGGACUUUGUGACUGCUUUGGCAAAUAGUGGAUGGCUGUGACUUCUAAAGUUAGAUAGGGAGGAUGCCUCCUUGCUCUCUGGAGUAUGUGCCCUUGGCCCUUGCCCACCAUGUGGUGAGGAAGCCCAAGUUGUCCAUCGAGUCCACAUGAAGAGGACAUGAAAUCACUGGCUCACUCCCCUGGCUGCUCUUUCAUCUACAGCAGAAACAACUUGCCAGCCAUGCAACUGAGGCAACAUGGAAGCAGAUUCUCCAGCUGACAACUGAGCCAUCUCUGAGGAAGCUGCAAAGAGCAAAGAUGGGCCACCUCCACUGCACAGGUUUCAAGAGAAAAAUAAAUGAUUGUUGUUGCUUUAAACCAAUAGGCUUAGGGGUGGUUUGCUUUGCCGUGACAGCUAACCAGAAGCAUCCUCCCAUCAUUUCCCACCAACCCCCACAAUGCCAACAAACUGAAGAAGUUAGAAAAUGGCAUAAUCAUAAAAUAAUAUAUUAUGCAGAUUUGACAGGCUCAAUUUAGGCCAAUUCAAAUGAGAAAUCCUUCCUAUAUCAGUGUUAGCACCACUGGUGAUGCACAUUAUUUUAGUCCAUGUCUCUGAGCCCCUUGUUAGUGAAACAGCAGGAUUCUCCAGCAAGAUGGUUCUAUUGUCCAGCAGGAUAAUAAGCAGCUAGAAAAUUUCCUGGGCAAGUGGGAUGGGGAAACUGAGACAAGAAAAAUACACAAGGCCAAUCUGUUUGGGUGUUUUGCAGCCAGCUUGUGAAUCACUAAACUUUAUCUUUACCAACCAAGGACACUUGAGAGCAAAUGGUUUAUAUUCUCCUCUCUAACCAGAGGAUACAUAGCUUACGUCACCCUCAUCUGGGAAGUAGAGCACAAAGACCCAGUUAAAACUAUUUGUGCCAGCUAAACCCAAAGAUAGAAGAAGUCAGGGAACAAAUAACAAAAACCCAUUAAAGUCAGACAGACCUAAGAUAAAACAAAAACUGAUCAAAGAAUAAUUCCAAACUCCGCCAUACACUCAUUUUGAUGCAUCAGCAUAUUAAAAAAUGCACCUGGAAAGAUGGGGGGGGGGGAACGGUAUAGAAAGCCCUCAGGACAAAAACUCACUGCUUUAGAGCAGGUGCAUGCCCCUUCCAAGGCAUGAACUUUUUAUUUCUUCCUAAACUCUAAGGGUCCCCAUGAGAGACUUGCAGCCAGCAGAACACUGGACAGUGGCAGCUGGACCCAGACUCAGUCCUUGAUCCUGUCUCCAAGGACCCCUUGUCCCUGACUUCCUAGGGUGCUAAAGCAGCCCCGCCUUGGCUCAGUUCUUUCCUAUAACAUUUCCAGAGCCAAACCAGCCCUGCCUAGGCGCUCUGCUGUAGCUUCUUCUACCCUAAUCCCUUCCUUUAUUCCACUGUCCCCAGCUUUAAUAAACAUACUCUCAAA